This is a messenger RNA of Sinocyclocheilus anshuiensis, 1736 nucleotides long. Its product is annotated as pyruvate dehydrogenase E1 component subunit alpha, somatic form, mitochondrial-like. Gene Ontology annotation, biological process: pyruvate decarboxylation to acetyl-CoA. Gene Ontology annotation, molecular function: pyruvate dehydrogenase (acetyl-transferring) activity. The record is from RefSeq and is a predicted model, not a curated record. Bases 77 to 700 code for a protein of 207 amino acids. NCBI's taxonomy places the organism in Eukaryota, Metazoa, Chordata, Actinopteri, Cypriniformes, Cyprinidae. The transcript is spliced from 7 exons.
AACCUCGUUCGCUGCGCUGGUUUGUGUGAGAGAAGGACUGAAGGAGAUCUGUUUCUGGUUAGCUGUGGUUAAUAUUAUGCGAAAGAUGCUAACCAUCAUUUCUAACGUUCUGAAGGGCAGCGCCAGCAGGAACGGAGCCGAACUGGUAUCAGAGGGCGCAAGAGUGGUGGUAUCUGCCAGGACCUAUGCAGACUUUACCCCUCAGGCCUCCUUUGAUAUUAAGAAAUGUGAUGUACACAAGCUGGAGGAGGGCCCUCCACUGCAGGCUGUGCUUACAAGAGAGGAGGGGCUUCAGUACUACCGCACGAUGCAGACCAUAAGACGUAUGGAGCUCAAAGCCGAUCAUGCUGAAGGUGAGGGUCCCAUUUUGAUGGAGCUGCAGACCUAUCGUUACCAUGGACACAGUAUGAGUGACCCAGGAAUCAGUUAUCGCACACGUGAUGAGAUCCAGGAGGUGCGCAGUAAGAGUGACCCCAUCUCGAUGCUGAAGGAUCGCAUGCUGAGCAACAACAUGGCCAGCGUGGAGGAGCUUAAGGAGAUUGAUGUGGCGGUAAGGAAGGAGAUUGAAGAUGCCGCUCAGUUUGCCACCACAGACCCUGAGCCUCCACUGGAUGAUCUUUGCAACCACAUCUUCUACAAUGACCCUCCUAUGGAAGUGCGUGGCACCAACCCCUGGACCAAGCUCAAGUCCGUCAGCUAAAUCGCCUUCCUUAUCAUCCCAAGUCCCCUCCUCUUCCUACCAGUACACCCUCUCCUGUUGAAGCGCACAGCAAAAUAUGAUCACCUCUGAUGUGGCUAAAGGUUUCAUAGACAGUUAUUGGGAAACUCAGCCAAAUCUCUCAGCCACAUUGAGAUAAGUUGCCUCAUUUCACAUGUUAUCAUUGCCUUGUUUUCUUGUUGUCUUCAUCAAUCAACAACAUAGCGGUAUUUAACUUUGAAUUAUCGGGACUUUUCAAAUGUCUCCAAUGCCCCUAUUGCUUAUUACCCAGUGUCCAUGCCAUGGCAGAAUAUUUAGCUCAUGUCCAUACAUCACAAACACCUACCAUUGUUGCUCUGUGUCAACACGCACACACACACACACACUUCUCUCACUUUAUAUAUCAGCAGGAGUGUGUUUUGGCUAAGGUGUCUGAAAUGCAGUCCUAAUUUGACAAAAUAUUUAAAGGGAAAAGUUUUGACAUUUCUAAAUUAUAAAUCUGGCCAUAUUACAAAAGUUUUUGGAAUAUUUCAUUUCGGUUGUAUUUUAACACUCUUCCAACACUCGGAGUGUUUGAGUGUUUAAUAAAACGCAGCAAUAAAACAAGAUUUAAAAUAAACAGCUGAAAAUGUGGCUUUAGAAUGGGAAAAGAUUAAUAGAUUUUUACCCUCUCACUCUUCAAUUUUUAUUUAAAACAGGACUUUUGUUAUUCAUGUAUUUAUUAUGAGAAAUUGCAUUUGUUACAAACAAUGUUACUGGGGAUAUUCACGUUUGGCAAUUCCAGUGUAUUAAUAGUUGUUUUAAAAGAAUGUUUAAAAUCUCUGAGAAUCAGGAAAGUAAAAAUUUAAAUAGAGAAAGUCAAAAAGUGUUGCAAUAGAUGUUAGGAUGCGGUUGAGAUGUUAAAGGGGGCAUCAGAAUCACAAGGUUAAAACUUUAUGCCGCAUUGACUAGGAUGAGUCAACAUGAUCAGGCAAUGUAUGUGUCAUACAAUGUGGACUUGUAUGUGUCAUACAACUACAAAUAAAUAUUUCAAAUACAA